This is a messenger RNA of Varanus komodoensis (Komodo dragon), 4113 nucleotides long. It is a transcript of the gene UBE4A, whose product is annotated as ubiquitination factor E4A. Gene Ontology annotation, molecular function: ubiquitin-ubiquitin ligase activity. Bases 248 to 3466 code for a protein of 1072 amino acids. Gene Ontology annotation, cellular component: ubiquitin ligase complex; nucleus; cytoplasm. The transcript has 19 exons. The record is from RefSeq and is a predicted model, not a curated record. NCBI's taxonomy places the organism in Eukaryota, Metazoa, Chordata, Lepidosauria, Squamata, Varanidae. Gene Ontology annotation, biological process: protein polyubiquitination.
GGUGUCUCUGCCGUUGCGGCCUGGGCCGGAGCAGCAGGCCUCACCGCGGGCGCCGCUCCGCUCCGCUCCGCUCCGCUCCGCUCCGCUCCCCUCCCCUCCGGCGCGGUCGGUCCCCGGCUGGCCGACCCGCCCGCCGACGCGAGUAGCCCUCGCCGUGCGGCCCCGAGCAGGCCUUCCCCGGCGUGGAGACGCGACCGUCGCCCUCGUCGCCCGCCCUCGAUGGAGGAGGCGCUCGCCGGGCGCGGAAAUGACCGACCACGAGAACAACAACAGCAUCUCCAGCAACCCCUUCGCCGCCCUCUUCAGCUCCGUCGCCGACGCCAAGCAGUUCGCCGACAUCCAGAGGCAGCAGCCCCCGCCGCCCGCAGUUGAGGAAACCUCAGCCAGCCAAGAUGAUUCUGACAACAGCGUGUCUGAGAGUUUGGAUGACUGUGAUUAUUCAGUGGCUGAGAUUAGCCGCUCCUUCCGUUCCCAGCAGGAGCUCUGUGAACAGCUCAAUAUCAAUCACAUGAUCCAGAGGAUCUUCCUGAUCACGCUUGACAACAGUGACCCCAAUCUGAAAAGCGGUAAUGGAAUUCCUGCACGCUGUGUGUACCUGGAAGAGAUGGCAGCAGAUCUGGAUGACCAGGACUGGCUGGACAUGGAGAAUGUGGAACAGGCACUCUUCACCCGACUUUUGCUCCCAGAGCCAGGAAAUCACUUGAUUCACAUGACCUCAGCCAUAAUGCAGAAUCUCUCGGCAGAACGAGAUGCAGGGGAGAAACAUAUUCUUCGCUACCUCUUUGCCUGCUUCCAGAGGGCAAAGGAGGAGGUUACCAAAGUACCAGAAAACCUGUUGCCCUUUGCAUUGCGCUGCCGGAACCUGACUGUGUCCAACACUCGCACAGUCUUCCUCACCCCAGAGAUCUAUGUCAACCAGAAUGUCUAUGAGCAGCUUGUGGACUUGAUGCUGGAGUCCCUGAGAGGAGCUUACUUUGAAGAGGUAGCUGAAUUCCUGGAGGAUGUCAUAGAGGUCAUCACCGUGGAUGAGGAAGUGCGGACGUUUGAGGAGGUCAUGGUGCCGGUCUUCGACAUCCUCUUGGGGCGGAUUCGAGAACUGCACCUUUGCCAGAUUCUACUGCACUCCUAUCUGGACAUGCUGCUCUACUUCACGAGGCAGAAGGAUAUAGCCAGAGUUUUUGUUGACUACAUCCAGCCAAAGGACCCAACCAAUGGUCAGUUGUACCAGAAGACUCUGCUUGGAGCUGUCCUGAGCAUUUCAUGCUUGCUGAAGACCCCAGGUGUGGUAGAGAACCAUGGCUACUUUCUGAACCCCUCGCGGUCCAGCCCUCAGGAGAUCAAGGUGCAGGAGUCCAACAUUCAUCAGUUCAUGACUCAGUUCCAUGAGAAGAUCUACCAGAUGCUGAAGAACCUGCUGCAGCUGUCGCCACAGACCAAACACCAGAUCCUAUCCUGGCUUGGGAACUGCCUCCAUGCCAAUGCAGGCCGCACCAAAAUCUGGGCUAACCAGAUGCCGGAGAUCUUCUUCCAGAUGUAUGCCUCGGAUGCUUUCUUCCUGAACUUGGGAGCUGCCCUCCUCCGGCUCUGCCAGCCCUUCUGCAAGCCCCGAUCACCUCGACUUCUCACAUUUGAUCCCACCUACUGUGCUGUGAGGGAGCUGAAUGAGGAAGAGCGGAAGAGCAGGAAUGUGCACCUGAAAGGUUUGGACAAAGAAACCUGCUUGAUCCCAGCUCUGACUGAGCAGGAGCCAGAAUUUGCUCCCAGCUACAACCUGGUGACAGAGAACCUGGUGCUGACACAGUACAGCCUUCAUUUAGGAUUUCACAGGUUGCACGACCAGAUGAUCAAGCUCAACCAAAGCCUCCACCGCCUCCAGGUGGCCUGGCGAGAGGCUCAGCAGAGCUCCAGCCCUACAGCGGACAACCUUCGGGAGCAGUUUGAGCGCCUGAUGACCAUCUAUCUCUCCACUAAAGCGGCCAUGACGGAGCCACAGAUGCUGCAGAACUGUCUCCACCUGCAGGUGUCCAUGGCGGUUCUCCUGGCCCAGCUGGCCAUUGGAAACAACGGGACCGAGCUGGCUGACUUGGUGUUCCCCUUGCCAGAGGUGGAGAACAGCAUGCUGGCUUAUGUCCCAGAAUUCUUUGCUGAUAACUUGGGUGACUUCUUCAUCUUCCUGCGUCGCUUUGCCGACGACCUCCUGGAGACGUCUGCCAAUUCCCUGGAGCACAUUCUCCAUUUUGUGACUAUCUUCACUGGGGAUGUUGACAGGAUGAAGAAUCCACACCUGAGAGCCAAGCUGGCUGAAGUGCUGGAGGCCGUCAUGCCCCACCUGGACCCAGUGCAGAACCCCCUUGUCUCGAGUGUCUUCCAUCGCAAGCGCGUCUUCUGCUCCUACCAGCACGCUGCCUACUUGGCAGAGGCUCUGAUCAAGGUCUUUGUGGACAUUGAGUUCACGGGGGAUCCACAUCAGUUUGAGCAGAAGUUCAACUACCGCAGGCCCAUGUACCCCAUCCUCAGGUAUAUGUGGGGUACUGAUUCUUACCGGGAAAGCAUCAAGGCCCUGGCUGUCUAUGCUUCAGAGAACCUGGAAGCCACAAGUCCCCCGCUCUUCUUGCGCUUUCUCAACCUGCUCAUGAAUGAUGCUGUUUUCUUGUUGGAUGAGGCAAUACAGUACCUAAGUAAGAUCAAGGUACAGCAGAUCGAGAAGGACCGGGGCGAGUGGGACAACCUGUCCGCCGAGGCACGGCGUGAGAAAGAGGCCAGCUUGCAGAUGUUUGGGCAGCUGGCUCGCUUCCACAACAUCAUGUCCAAUGAGACCAUUGGGACCCUGGCCUUCCUGACCUCAGAGAUCAAGUCCCUCUUUGUGCACCCUUUUCUGGCCGAGCGCAUCAUCUCCAUGCUGAACUAUUUCCUGCAGCACCUGGUGGGCCCCAAAAUGGGUGCCUUAAAGGUCAAAGACUUCAGCGAAUUCGACUUCAAGCCCCAGCAACUUGUGUCCGACAUCUGCACCAUCUACCUGAACCUGGGGGAUGAGGAGAACUUCUGUGCUACAGUGCCUAAGGAUGGGCGAUCGUAUUCUCCAACUCUGUUUGCUCAGACAGUCCGAGUCCUGAAGAAGAUUAACAAGCCUGGUGACAUGAUUGUGGCAUUCACCACUCUGGCAGAGCGGAUCAAGUCCCUUGCAGACCGCCAGCAGCAGGAAGAGGAGACCUACGCUGAUGCCUGUGAUGAGUUCCUGGAUCCCAUUAUGAGUACCUUAAUGAUGGACCCCGUGCUGCUGCCUUCCUCCAGGGUUACUGUGGACAGGUCAACCAUUGCCAGGCACCUCUUGAGUGACCAGACUGACCCUUUCAAUCGCAGCCCACUCACCAUGGACCAGAUCAGACCAAAUAUGGAACUGAAGGAGCGGAUUCAGCAGUGGCUGGCAGAGAGGAAGAAGAAGGCGCAGCCUGGGGGGAUGCCCUGACCGGGUGUGGCUGAUGCUGCUGGGCCUCCGCUGCCCCCAGGGCGCUGGAGCAGGCGGCCCGGCCCUCAUUAGGCACCAGUGGGGAAAUUGGGCCAGGGCAGGAGCGCAUCUCUAGCUCCUGCCUCUCUUCUUGCCCUCGGGACUUGGUCCUGCUGCCCCCUUGCCACUUGGAUUUGCCUGCUGCCCUGGGCUUACAGCAGCUGCCGGCCUGAAAGCUCUUUCCAGACUGGUUUCCAUUCUAUUGUUGCAGCAGCUUUUGUGGCAGAAGCUUCUUUUCUGUUUAAGGUGAAAGCAGAAGCAGUGUCAUCCUCUGUGGGCAGGGCUUGCUUUAUGCAAAUCCAUCCUGACCUGUAAGUCAAAUGCUCCUCAGAGGCAGAGCCGUCUUUGGGUGGAAGACGCCGUGGCAAAGAGGCUGGGCAGAGUCGUGCCAUAGUAUUUCCAUUGCUCUCCCCGCCAGAGCCUGAGCUUACGGUCUCCAGGGCCUUUGUUCUUGCUAGUAGUGGCCACACCCUGGGCAAGCACUGCAUACCUGUUCAUGCAGGUGCCCUCUCAGUCCUGCCCACACUUUGCCUGCCGCAUGUAUGUAUGCAGUGUGUAUAUAGUAUAGCAUUUACUGUAGAUCAAUAAAUGUGUCCGUUGCCCAUGUU